GGUCGACGGAUAUCGCACCCUUCCAUCCAACUACCGAAAAGGGUCGAACCAAACAAAUUUCACCGUCUCGCUCAUAGCCCGACAUCCUUCUCAAGAACGCAACCAAGGGUUCCCAUCAGACGGUACCGCUAUCCGCUCGAUCGCACUUUUGCCCAAGGCUUUGGUAUCCAACAUAAAAUAAACCAAAGCGUUUCGUUUGCCCCAAGACCAAAUUUUUUUGAGUCAACCCAACAACAACAGCCUGAACAAAACGCGCAUGUACUACAGCUACUAGAGUACUUGGUCAGGUUCGCUUCAAGAGCAUUAGCUCGGAGUUCAUCACGGUCGGAAAUAAAAGAGACGGUGGGUUUUACUCGUCGCGACAGGUUGCGGGUCAAGCUGAUACCUUUUCAAGGACGCCUUCGCACCGUUUCUUUUAUUUCUCAGCGACUGAGAAGUCCAAUAUGCCUUCCUUCUACCGCCCGCCCAUGCCGCGUCAGCUGCCUCUCUCGCCGCCGGAAUUCAUUCCGAGCUACAACAGCAACGGCUGUGGAGGUAUGCACUACCAGCAGCAGAACCCAUAUGCUGCUCAGCACGGCAUCGGAAACACCGAAGAAGGUCGUUACGAUUUCGCAGAGCGCUACGGCCACAACGCCGGCCUGGCUCCUUCGUCAAUGAUGUACCACCAGCAGGCCGGUUACCCUGCCCACAACCCGUCAGGGCUUCCUCAGUACUACGACUCCCUGGCGGCGCCGAUUCUUCCUUUACCUAUCCCUGACGCCGAUAUGCAUCGCCAGAUGCAGCAAGAACAGCAGCGUGUCGAUUCCGAGCAAAAGGAAGAGAAGCCUGUCGGCGGUGUUUCGGCCAAGCUCGACUACGAUAUGGAGACCAUGACGGAUUUCGUGUCUGAAAUGACACAGGGAAUUAUUGUCUCAGGACGCCCUCAGCCUCCGUCUUUCAGGAAGUGGGUCCACCAGGUCCUCUGCGCGACUCGUCUGCCUUCUGCGACAAUCAUGCUUAGCAUGAACUACCUGUCUGUGCGCAUGGACAUGUCCUCUACCGGCGCCCCGUCCAAGAGCCAGGACUCUCAGAUCUACCGCAUGCUGACCAUGGCGCUGAUGCUGGGAAGCAAGUUUUUGGACGACAACACGUUCAUCAACCGGUCCUGGUCGGAGGUCAGUGGUAUCAGCGUCACGGAGCUGAACCAGAUCGAAAGGGACUGGCUGCUUGCUUUCGAGUUCAACUUGCACCGCGAUCCUUCUGAGCCGCGCGGGUUCAACUCUUGGCAGGAGCACUGGAAGAAAUUUGAGAGCCGCGCCCAGAGCGCGCCAGCUCGCGCCGCAAAGACCAUGAAGCUGGCUCCUCUCGACACGCUCCAAGGCAAUCUUUCUCGUCUUGGUCAGCUUCCGUCGCCCAUCUCGUCCGCCUACUGCAAGCCUCUGCCCUCCUGCGAGACUUUCGGUGCUCCCUCAGGAUACGCGCCGUACGAUCCUUGGCUCGUCUCUCGUUCCGCGAACGAGCGUUCUCCGGUCUCUGCUUCGCACACUGGACCGACUACGCCAGAGUAUUACGGUGGACCUGGCACUUGGGCGCCGCCUGAGGGAUACUCGCGUCGCACCAUGUUCGGCUUCCCAUCUUUCCAUCAACUGCCUAGUCCACAGGAGCCGCAGUUGUUCCCCCCUACGGCUUACCUCCAUCACUACAACCAGCACAUGUGGAGCGGUCACGGUAUGGGUUGCAACUGCAUGUACUGUGCGCGCCAGCACCCGUCCUACUUCAUGGCUCCGGGCUUCGGUCCUCAGCCUGUCGCUGGUUAAGCGCCAUUCUGUGUUGCCACGAUUUUCCUACGCCUGAUACCCUUUCUCGUGGCACUGUGACACGGUCUCGAGGCGACUUUGUUUUAUUCGUUCAUCUUCAAUCGGACAGACUGCUUGCUUACACCUGUUGCUCUUUCGUUCGCAAGCUUCGCAUCAAAAAAGUUCUUCCGGGAGGGUUGUCUCAAAAGCCUUUACGUUUCGAAUCCCUUUACGCGUUGAAUUUUCCUGUUUAUACCGGCUCUUCUUCACUUACCCUUCUCGUUUGUUUUCAAUGCUUUUUUGCUCACGACGGCACGCUUCUGCGGACGUGAUCCGCUCUUCUUACUUGUUGCUAUUCUAGCACACGCGUUGUCUUUUCUUUUUCCUCUUUUUCCUUGGCUUGUUCUCAUU
Messenger RNA from Aplosporella prunicola CBS 121167, 2186 nucleotides. RefSeq lists its product as uncharacterized. The coding region runs from base 444 to 1796 and encodes 450 amino acids. Lineage: Eukaryota; Fungi; Ascomycota; Dothideomycetes; Botryosphaeriales; Aplosporellaceae. The transcript has 2 exons. The record is from RefSeq and is a predicted model, not a curated record. Gene Ontology annotation, molecular function: protein kinase binding; cyclin-dependent protein serine/threonine kinase regulator activity. Gene Ontology annotation, biological process: regulation of cyclin-dependent protein serine/threonine kinase activity. Gene Ontology annotation, cellular component: nucleus; cyclin-dependent protein kinase holoenzyme complex.